ACAAACCAACCUUAAAUAUCACAGCGGCGGAACAUUUACCUGAAAGAAAAGUGACACUUGGCAUUAAAAGUUCAAUUAUCACGUUCAGUGCAGAGCCUUGUUCUAGUCUGGAGCUGCCGGGUGUCACAUGGUGCGUGAUAACUUGCCCUUGAUUUGGGUUCAUUUGAAGAGCGUAGAACUCUAACAAAUAAACAGCCUUUUGGGACCUGUCCCCGGACGAGGACUGCCCCCCUCCCUCGGGCAACUACUACUGAUGCUAUCCAGGCAUCGCCCAAGGGGAAAGGUUGCAGCGGGGUCGGCAGGCGCGGGAGGAGUCUGGCGGUGAUUGAUGGGAAGGGAUGAAUGAAUAAAAGUACUUGUCUGAUGGCAACAGAGACCCCGAGCAAACGGUGGAGGCUACACUGUCUGGCAUUCUCGCAGCGUUUCGUCAGAGCCAGACCCGCCUGCAGCUCAAGGGAGGCGUGCUCCUCUCCCAGAGCAGGCUGGAACCCAGCUGGGUUCCGCGUCCCGGGAAGGUGGUCUCCAUUCGUCGCUCUGCAUCUGGUUUGUCAGAUCCGAGAGGCUCUGAAACUGCGGAGCGGCCACCGGACGCCUUCUGGAACAGGUAGCAGCAUGCAGCCGCCUCCAAGUCUGUGCGGACGCGCCCUGGUUGCGCUGGUUCUUGCCUGCGGCCUGUCGCGGAUCUGGGGAGAGGAGAGAGGCUUCCCGCCUGACAGGGCCACUCCGCUUUUGCAAACCGCAGAGAUAAUGACGCCACCCACUAAGACCUUAUGGCCCAAGGGUUCCAACGCCAGUCUGGCGCGGUCGUUGGCACCUGCGGAGGUGCCUAAAGGAGACAGGACGGCAGGAUCUCCGCCACGCACCAUCUCCCCUCCCCCGUGCCAAGGACCCAUCGAGAUCAAGGAGACUUUCAAAUACAUCAACACGGUUGUGUCCUGCCUUGUGUUCGUGCUGGGGAUCAUCGGGAACUCCACACUUCUGAGAAUUAUCUACAAGAACAAGUGCAUGCGAAACGGUCCCAAUAUCUUGAUCGCCAGCUUGGCUCUGGGAGACCUGCUGCACAUCGUCAUUGACAUCCCUAUCAAUGUCUACAAGCUGCUGGCAGAGGACUGGCCAUUUGGAGCUGAGAUGUGUAAGCUGGUGCCUUUCAUACAGAAAGCCUCCGUGGGAAUCACUGUGCUGAGUCUAUGUGCUCUGAGUAUUGACAGAUAUCGAGCUGUUGCAUCUUGGAGUAGAAUUAAAGGAAUUGGGGUUCCAAAAUGGACAGCAGUAGAAAUUGUUUUGAUUUGGGUGGUCUCUGUGGUUCUAGCUGUCCCUGAAGCCAUAGGUUUUGAUAUAAUUACGAUGGACUACAAAGGAAGUUAUCUACGAAUCUGCUUGCUUCAUCCCGUUCAGAAGACAGCUUUCAUGCAGUUUUACAAGACAGCAAAAGAUUGGUGGCUAUUCAGUUUCUAUUUCUGCUUGCCAUUGGCCAUCACUGCAUUUUUUUAUACACUAAUGACCUGUGAAAUGUUGAGAAAGAAAAGUGGCAUGCAGAUUGCUUUAAAUGAUCACCUAAAGCAGAGACGGGAAGUGGCCAAAACUGUCUUUUGCCUGGUCCUUGUCUUUGCCCUCUGCUGGCUUCCCCUUCACCUCAGCAGGAUUCUGAAGCUCACUCUUUAUAAUCAGAAUGAUCCCAAUAGAUGUGAACUUUUGAGCUUUCUGUUGGUAUUGGACUAUAUUGGUAUCAACAUGGCUUCACUGAAUUCCUGCAUUAACCCAAUUGCUCUGUAUUUGGUGAGCAAAAGAUUCAAAAACUGCUUUAAGUCAUGCUUAUGCUGCUGGUGCCAGUCAUUUGAAGAAAAACAGUCCUUGGAGGAAAAGCAGUCGUGCUUAAAGUUCAAAGCUAAUGAUCACGGAUAUGACAACUUCCGUUCCAGUAAUAAAUACAGCUCAUCUUGAAAGAAGAACUAUUCACUGUAUCUCAUUUUCUUUAUAUUGGACCGAAGUCAUUAAAACAAAAUGAAACAUUUGCCAAAACAAAACAAAAAACUAUGUAUUUGCACAGCACACUAUUAAAAUAUUAAGUGUAAUUAUUUUAACACUCAUAGCUACAUAUGACAUUUUAUGAGCUGUUUACGGCAUGGAAAGAAAAUCAGUGGGAAUUAAGAAAGCCUCAUCGUGAAAGCACUUAAUUUUUUACAGUUAGCACUUCAACAUAGCUCUUAACAACUUCCAGGAUAUUCACACAACACUUAGGCUUAAAAAUGAGCUCACUCAGAAUUUUUAUUCUUUCUAAAAAGAGAUUUAUUUUUAAAUCAAUGGGACUCUGAUAUAAAGGAAGAAUAAGUCACUGUAAAACAGAACUUUUAAAUGAAGCUUAAAUUACUCAAUUUAAAAUUUUAAAAUCCUUUAAAACAACUUUUCAAUUAAUAUUAUCACACUAUUAUCAGACUGUAAUUAGAUGCAAAUGAGAGAGCAGUUUAGUUGUUGCAUUUUUCGGACACUAGAAACAUUUAAAUGAUCAGGAGGGAGUAACAGAAAGAGCAAGGCUGUUUUUGAAAAUCAUUACACUCCUUUCACUAGAAGCCCAAACCUCAGCAUUCUGCAAUAUGUAACCAACAUGUCACAAACAAGCAGCAUGUAACAGACUGGCACAUGUGCCAGCUGAAUUUAAAAUAUAAUACUUUUUAAAAAAAUUAUUACAUCCUUUACAUUCAGUUAAGAUCAAACCUCACAACGAGAAAUAGAAUGUUUGAAAGGCUAUCCCAAAAGACUUCUUUGAAUCUGUCAUUCACAUACCCUGUGAAGACAAUACUAUCUACAAUUUUUUCAGGAUUAUUAAAAUCUUCUUCUUUCACUAUCGUAGCUUAAACUCUGUUUGGUUUUGUCAUCUGUAAAUACUUACCUACAUACACUGCAUGUAGAUGAUUAAACGAGGGCAGGCCCUGUGCUCAUAGCUUUACGAUGGAGAGAUGCCAGUGACCUCAUAAUAAAGACUGUGAACUGCCUGGUGCAGUGUCCACAUGACAAAGGGGCAGGUAGCACCCUCUCUCACCCAUGCUGUGGUUAAAAUGGUUUCUAGCAUAUGUAUAAUGCUAUAGUUAAAAUACUAUUUUUCAAAAUCAUACAGAUUAGUACAUUUAACAGCUACCUGUAAAGCUUAUUACUAAUUUUUGUAUUAUUUUUGUAAAUAGCCAAUAGAAAAGUUUGCUUGACAUGGUGCUUUUCUUUCAUCUAGAGGCAAAACUGCUUUUUGAGACCGUAAGAACCUCUUAGCUUUGUGCGUUCCUGCCUAAUUUUUAUAUCUUCUAAGCAAAGUGCCUUAGGAUAGCUUGGGAUGAGAUGUGUGUGAAAGUAUGUACAAGAGAAAACGGAAGAGAGAGGAAAUGAGGUGGGGUUGGAGGAAACCCAUGGGGACAGAUUCCCAUUCUUAGCCUAACGUUCGUCAUUGCCUCGUCACAUCAAUGCAAAAGGUCCUGAUUUUGUUCCAGCAAAACACAGUGCAAUGUUCUCAGAGUGACUUUCGAAAUAAAUUGGGCCCAAGAGCUUUAACUCGGUCUUAAAAUAUGCCCAAAUUUUUACUUUGUUUUUCUUUUAAUAGGCUGGGCCACAUGUUGGAAAUAAGCUAGUAAUGUUGUUUUCUGUCAAUAUUGAAUGUGAUGGUACAGUAAACCAAAACCCAACAAUGUGGCCAGAAAGAAAGAGCAAUAAUAAUUAAUUCACACACCAUAUGGAUUCUAUUUAUAAAUCACCCACAAACUUGUUUUUUAAUUUCAUCCCAAUCACUUUUUCAGAGGCCUGUUAUCAUAGAAGACAUUUUAGACUCUCAAUUUUAAAUUAAUUUUGAAUCACUAAUAUUUUCACAGUUUAUUAAUAUAUUUUAUUUCUAUUUAAAUUUUAGAUUAUUUUUAUUACCAUGUACUGAAUUUUUACAUCCUGAUACCCUUUCCUUCUCCAUGUCAGUAUCAUGUUCUCUAAUUAUCUUGCCAAAUUUUGAAACUACACACAAAAAGCAUACUUGCAUUAUUUAUAAUAAAAUUGCAUUCAGUGGCUUUUUAAAAAAAUGUUUGAUUCAAAACUUUAACAUACUGAUAAGUAAGAAACAAUUAUAAUUUCUUUACAUACUCAAAACCAAGAUAGAAAAAGGUGCUAUCGUUCAACUUCAAAACAUGUUUCCUAGUAUUAAGGACUUUAAUAUAGCAACAGACAAAAUUAUUGUUAACAUGGAUGUUACAGCUCAAAAGAUUUAUAAAAGAUUUUAACCUAUUUUCUCCCUUAUUAUCCACUGCUAAUGUGGAUGUAUGUUCAAACACCUUUUAGUAUUGAUAGCUUACAUAUGGCCAAAGGAAUACAGUUUAUAGCAAAACAUGGGUAUGCUGUAGCUAACUUUAUAAAACUGUAAUAUAACAAUGUAAAAAAUUAUAUAUCUGGGAGGAUUUUUUGGUUGCCUAAAGUGGCUAUAGUUACUGAUUUUUUAUUAUGUAAGCAAAACCAAUAAAAAUUUAAGUUUUUUUAACAACUACCUUAUUUUUCACUGUACAGACACUAAUUCAUUAAAUACUAAUUGAUUGUUUAAAAGAAAUAUAAAUGUGACAAGUGGACAUUAUUUAUGUUAAAUAUACAAUUAUCAAGCAAGUAUGAAGUUAUUCAAUUAAAAUGCCACAUUUCUGGUC
This is a messenger RNA of Pan troglodytes (chimpanzee), 4655 nucleotides long. RefSeq names its product endothelin receptor type B (gene EDNRB). Lineage: Eukaryota; Metazoa; Chordata; Mammalia; Primates; Hominidae. Gene Ontology annotation, biological process: regulation of blood pressure; enteric nervous system development; vasoconstriction. Gene Ontology annotation, cellular component: plasma membrane. Gene Ontology annotation, molecular function: endothelin receptor activity. The record is from RefSeq and is a predicted model, not a curated record. Bases 343 to 1941 code for a protein of 532 amino acids. The transcript is spliced from 8 exons.